AUGCCUUUCACGUCUAGAACUCUGGAUCGAGAAAUGGAUUUGGAGUUAGGAUUUCUAGGACUUAGCCUCUUAGAACCCAUCAGUUUGGUAAUCGGGUCGGGUCCAUCCAAAAGGUUUUCUCCCCCAGUUUUGGCGCGGCGGAAGGCGUCUUGUUUGAAACGGUGUCAGGUUCGUCAACACAGAAGGAUUCUCGAUUCUCGAAGAUCAGAAAAUCUUUCAAAACUUCAGAAUAUGGAAGACGACCCUUUUGAUUUCGAGUCGGAUGCUCUACUCGCAUCUUCACCCGUUGUCGCCCCCAAAAAAAGGAAAAAAGUGAUUGGUCUGGAUGAUUUACUAGUGGAUCACUACAAGGAGAAGAAUAGGGUAAUCGAAAGAGAAUCAAAAAUAGCUAAAACCAAAAAAACCUACAACUCUGAUGAUGACGAAGACGGCAGAGUUGCCAAAUUAUCUAAAUACGUUGACGAAUGUCAUGAAAAGAUGACAAAACUAAGUGAUGAGGAUGAUGUUUCCAUUUGGGGUCUUCAAGUUUUUGGGAACCAGAAAUCCCCACCUUCAUUUGAAUUUACCAAUCUUCAAAGUUGCUCCAUUUUUCAUUCUUUUUUGAACCAUGAAGUGAAUUCAUUGGUUGAGCUUAGUACCAAAUCAGGAGAAACAUUCUUUGAGGGUUUAUUGACUAAUGGCUGGCUAUUGAAAUUGGUCCAAAAAUAUGGCAAAGUAGAGAAAUCCAUAGCAACAUGGACUUUUCACUUGAUGUUGUACUCAUCAAAGGAAGCUCUCAGAAGUGCUGCAGUCAACUUUUGGUGUGCAAUUUUGCUAAAAAAUGAGGGUGAAUCAUUGUCUUUAAAGAUUGAUUGGCUUCCAACUUAUUUGGAACUCAAUGUUGCCCUUGAAACUUAUGGAUAUUUACUGAAUUUACCUAAAAAAGAUUCUUGUGAUACUGAAAUGGACCUUGGAGAUUCUGAACACGUGGGCCCACCUCAAAACAUUAGAGCAUGGAUCAAAUACAUCUCUACUUGUAGCCAAACAAGGAAUUUUCAUUUUGUUUUCUCCACAUCAGAAGUAGAAGAGUUGGUGGUUGUUAUAAUUCGUCUUAUGUUGGAUCGACAAUUACUAGGCUUGUCUAUGGAUUUAUAUGAAUGUAUGAUAUCUUUGAUUAAUUUUUUCAAAGAUGAAGAAUGGAGUGCCAGCUGUACAAAAAUAUCAAAAUCCAUUGCUUCAAGGAUUCCUUUGGACAUCAAUUGCUUGAGAGCUGUUGAGUGUAUCCCUUCAGUUUGCUUGCACUCCAAGCAACUUAGAAGUGAAAUUGCUUUCCGAUUUCUUCUAGGCUAUCUUGACAAGACAUUGUUGAAUGAAAUGUGGGGCCUCUAUCUACGCAAUUGUUGUUGUCAAAUCAACAUUACCGACACAAGGUCUUAUGCUUCAAAGGUUCGAAGUAAAGCUUCUUAUCUUGUUCAAGUCACGAGUGAUACAAUGAUAGUGUAGUUUUAGUCAUAUGCUAAUUUGUACUUGGUGUUGAUCUUUCAAAGGGAUUUGUAAAGUUGUUAUGAGCCAUUUGACUUACGUUGGUUUUGUAGUUAUGGUAGAUGAUGUACUUUGAAAAGUGUUGGCAUGUAUACUUUAUGAUUGAAGAUGAUGUAUUGUUUCUGCAACAGGGUUUGUUUUAGAACUCUUGAGAGCAUUAUAUAAGAGGCUAAUGUCUAUAAGAAGUUCAAU
Lactuca saligna is the source of this 1713-nucleotide messenger RNA. The record is from the annotation of a GenBank genome assembly. Lineage: Eukaryota; Viridiplantae; Streptophyta; Magnoliopsida; Asterales; Asteraceae.